This is a messenger RNA of Cydia splendana, 3563 nucleotides long. RefSeq names its product GATA zinc finger domain-containing protein 14-like. NCBI's taxonomy places the organism in Eukaryota, Metazoa, Arthropoda, Insecta, Lepidoptera, Tortricidae. Bases 198 to 3290 code for a protein of 1030 amino acids. The transcript is spliced from 4 exons. The record is from RefSeq and is a predicted model, not a curated record.
GAAGCAAACAUUUUUAAUUGAAAUUGACUUAAGACGCAAAUGAGACAAUCCGACACACUUAUCUUUAACGAGAAAACUCAUGAAAUAAAAGCGAUUUCAUAGCCUUAUCAACAAAUUUUAUGCCUCGAUCCGCUUCGCGGUUGAGCGAAUAGCUUCAAGCUAGUAGUUUCAUUCCAACAUGAGAAUAAAGUAACAAAAUGCUAACUUUAUUUCUAAUAAUCACGUUGACCAACUUCAAAAUAAUAAGUGGCGAAGAAAACAGUGAUACCAAAUUUAUUAACUCACUACCAGAAAAACAGAAGAAAGAGUUUCUUCAAAAAGUAGAGAAAAGAAUACAAAAUGAAGUCCCUGAAGUCAAGUCUCCAGAACUGAAUGACACAAAUGUUGACCUUUACGAAAAACGUUUAGAAGAUCAAAGUAAAUCUGUUCAAAAUAUUCUGCGAUCCGAAAUAGAAAAUCUUAAAACUCAUCAUCGGCGAAAUUUAAAUGAUACCGGAAGAAUUGAAGCAUCCUAUAUUGACUUGACCUUACGAACUAUAAACGAAAAUUCCGAGGCAACAAGGAGAAAAAACCAAGGUAAUAAAAUAGUAGAAGACGUUAAAAAUAUUCCCGUAAUAGUACAGUAUGACAGUAAAGAUGAUAGCAAUCAUAAAAAUAGCCUAAGUAACACGUCCAUUAUAAUACAAAAUACAGUGCCACAAGCUGAUAAAAACGAAUCGAAGGUAAAUGUUAUAACGUGGGAAAAUACGAAACCUGUAAAUCUUAAUGACUCUUCAAUUGAACACAAAAGAACUGGGAGACGUUCAAAUGAUUUUGACGCGUUUGAAAAUGUUGAUAACGCUACCAUAGAAAUACGAGACAAUACCGCUAAUUUUAGUUUGGAUUCUAUAAAUGAUAACACUACAGUCAACACGGAAUCAUAUGAUGUAGACAGCAAUAAAACUACGAAUUAUGCCUUAGGCGUAAGUUCAAACCAGGACAGUGAUAACUCAAAAACAGAUGUUGAUAACGCUACCGUAGAAAUACGAGAUAAUACCGCUAAUUCUAGUUUGGAUUCCAUACAUGAUACUACUACGGUUAACACGGAAUCAUAUUAUGAUGUAGACAGCACCAAAACUACAAAUUAUGCCUUAGGCGGAAGUUCUUCAAACCGGGACAGUGAUAACUCAAAAACAGAAAGCGUUGCUUUUGAUACCUUAAACCCACAGGAAGACCAUAAAACCACAAACACUUCUUCACAAGUUGAAAACAACGCAAUGUUAGAAAAGAUCACAGAAAUUAGUUCAACGUUAAGUUAUUCCAAAUUUGAUGCAAAAAUUAGUAACUCAACUGGUAAAAGCUCGCAACCAAAAUCGGAUGUUUUUAUUGAUACAACAGCACAAUAUAAUGAAAGCACACAAACACAUUACGAAAUUAGUAGUACGACGGAAUAUUAUUUCGAUGAAAAAACAUCUAAGCCGAGUACGAUAAUAGAUAAUGGGAAUGCAACUAUACGUGAUCUAGAUAGUAGUAGUACAGUAUCUGACAAUAUAACAACUACAAAAAAGGUUGAUAGCAUUACCGAAAUUACAACAGUUGACAGUGCUACUGAAACUACAAAUAAUAUACUUAGGACUCAAAUAAGCGAUGUUAAUACAGACACACGUAAAGAUUAUAAUACUUCUACAACAGAGUCGAAUAAUCCAGAAUCCGAUUCGCAUAGUAAAGAAGACAGUGAAAAACAGCCACAUUUAGUACCAGUAUAUAAUUAUGACCCCGAAAACGCAUAUUAUAACGCAAACAACCAACAAUCUCAAAGUAAUGUUGAAGGAGGGUCGAUUAUUAAAAUUAAAGAAACACGUUCAAAAUCUAAUUUCGAUGUUAAUACAAAUGAAAACAAAAAGAGUUUAAGAGUUAAGGAUGUUAAAGAAAGGAUUAUAUCAAAUGAUAAAAUCAAACCAACUUUUGAUUUGUACGAUGUAAUAUUAAGCGAUGUAUCUGAAGAAUCGUCAGAAGACAGCGUUUUAAUUGAAAAGCCUUUAAAACAUACUUUGAAGAAGAUACGUACAAAGCUACACAGAAACAAAAUGAAUGGAAAAUCUAAAGACGAUGUCAAUAAUAAUGAUAUUAUCACAAUAAUAGCGGGAAAAGAACAUAAAGGUGAUUACAGUAGCAAUACAAAUAAAAAUGAUAAGCAUGGUAUUAUCGAGCUAUUUACAAACUUUGGUGCCCUUUUGCAAAAUCUGGUUGAUAGAGCUAACGAUAAUGAGACACCAUCUUCUGAAGGAAUAAAAGAUUCCGAUAAGGAAACUUACAAAGAAAUAGCAAAUUCUUUAGAAAAUCACAAUAAAAUACUUAAAAAUCAAGGUCUCCAACAAAUAGUAAACAUCGUUAAACAUAUCCAAGAUAAAGCUGGAGAAAAAAGACUAAAACAAAACAAUAAUAAACGUAAUAAGAAAGAACAUCAAUAUCGGUUCCAUAUUAAAGAUAGGGAUGAAAAGUAUAAACAGAAACAAGAAGAAAUAUAUACUUCUUUAGACCAUAAUGAUAUAAAUUAUCCAAAUUUUGGUUCCCAAGAUACAAAGUUUAAUAAAUCAGCUUCUAAAAUAAAUGAUGAUUACUUGGAGAUACAUAUUAACAAUCUGAAAAAUUUGAUUGAUAGAAAUGAUUUGGGAUUAAAAAAAUAUGACUGGCUAGGAACAACUGUUCUUAUUCAAGCUGGUUUAGAAAAAAUGCAAGAAUUAACAGAUAAGAAACUACGUGGUAAAAAACUACAUCAUUUAGAUCAGAAACUCCUAGAUUUUGUCAUAAAACUUUAUGAAACAGCAAACGAAAUAAUCGAAUCACAAGCAAAUGAGCAGAAUUUGUCACCGAGGCGAAGAAAAAAACCCAAAAAGGAGAACUUAGAUAUAUUUAAGGUAUUAAUUGGCAUGGAUAUAUCGACAAUAUUGGAGUCAAGAUCGAAAAGUAAAGCCGAGGAUUUUAAAGAGUUCUUGGACUGUCUCGAAAUGUGCUUAAAUGACCUCCACACCGCAAUAAAACAAGUAUCAUUAAUCACCACAUACAAGAAACAGCGUUGGUUUGAAAAUAUAAAGCAGCUAUAUCUACAAUCCGCGGAUGAAAAAGAAUACUUAGAACUAUUCUUACAUCUGGUGAUGACACGAUUAAUAGACCUCAUAGACGCGAGAGUCAAAAAGAUGAACUCAGAAGGCUAUAACUUAAAGAGAGAUAAAGUGGAGGUGGAUAGGAUUGAAGUGGAAUUUGUACUGGCGAUGAGGAUUUGUAAUAAGUUAGAGGAAUUAAAGCAAUAAAUAAUGAUUUAGCAUAAAUUCAAAAAGAAGAAAAUAAUGCAUUUAUAUUUUGAAAAGUAGUAUCGGCACGAAAGUGAAAAGGUAUUCGAUGUUAUCAAAAUAAUACAAAUGAUACUAUAAACAACACAUGCGAUGUAUUUUCUUGUACAAUGGCUUGUUAUAAGUCCUGAGAGACAAAUAAAACUCUAAAUCAAUAUAUGUACUUUCGUCUUUAUUUUAUUAUUUAAGAAAAAUACAGUUGGCUACAAUUAAAACUAUUUGCUAAAUCACAAA